Molecule: messenger RNA, 567 nt
Organism: Neospora caninum
Lineage: Eukaryota; Apicomplexa; Conoidasida; Eucoccidiorida; Sarcocystidae
Exons: 1
Coding region: 1-567 (188 amino acids)
Source: RefSeq, a predicted model, not a curated record
AUGUCUGCAGAGGAAUUCUUCCAUGUUUCCGAAUUCGCCCACGGCGAUGGGUACCGCUGUUCGGAGAGUCCGACGGAAGCGCCGUCCACGGAGUCUUCUGACAGCGAAGACGCCGGGGACUUUGUUGUGACCUGGGACAGGAGACGUGGAACCUUGGAGGGAGAGUCCAGACGAGGCGGCCGAGUUCCCUCCAAGAGGCUGAGGUGUCUCUCCGUCUUUGAAAAGGACGAGAAAAAGCGGAAGCGAAACGCCGCGGGUUUGUGUGUGGAUCCCGAGAGAGAGGCGUACCACCUGGACCUGAGAGGAGGCGGCGAUCGUCCCAGGGGAGGAUCCAUUGACUCCGACGACAUGGAAGACUACAGCGGUCUGUCUUCCCGCAGACAUUCGAGCAAAAUCCUCGAGGUGCGGCCUACCACGUGCAAGUGCUGCGAUCUGGCCCUUAUCGACGAGACGGCCGCGUGUGUCGCGUGGAAAUGCGGGUGUGAACCCGCAGCGAAUUUGACUCACGGAGAUGAGUGCCCCGUUUGCAGUUCUCUAGAUCUCUCGGACGUUCCCCUUCUUGCCUAA